AACUGACAACUUGUACACAGUCAUAUAUUCAAAGCUGUGUUUGCUAAAGGCUGAAAGUUCGUAUUACAGGGAGCUUCUGAGCUCCAAACAUAGCUGGAGUGUUUUAAGAGCAGGUCCAACUAGCAAGAGCAGGGGUUUUUUAUUAUUAUUAUUUUAAUUUUUUUAUUUUCCAGAUUGAAAGAAAUGAGUAGGAUUUAUAAUGGCAGUUGGCUGGAAGUGCCAUGGGGAGAUGGAGAUUUAGGUUCUUGGGCAGAUCGCUCACCUCUGCAUGAGGCAGCCAGUCAAGGACGUCUUCUUUCUCUAAAGACUUUACUGUCACAGGGGUACAAUGUAGACACUCUAACAAUUGACCAGGUAACUCCACUCCAUGAAGCCUGCCUGGGAGAUCAUGUAGGAUGUGCAAGAAUCCUCCUUGAAGCAGGAGCAAAUGUAAAUGCUACAACAAUUGAUGGAGUGACACCUUUAUUUAAUGCCUGUUCGAGAGGCAGUGCAGCAUGCGCUGAGCUCCUGUUACAGUACGGUGCCAAAGCUCAGUGGGAGUCCUGUCUGCCAUCACCAACACAUGAAGCAGCCAGCAGAGGUCACAGUGAAUGCCUGGAGGUACUGAUAUCCUGGGGUAUAGAUGUUGACCAAGAUCUUCCUCAUUUAGGAACACCUCUGUACGUAGCUUGUGUUUCACAGCAGAUCCAUUGCAUUCGAAAGCUUCUUUAUGCAGGUGCCAACGUGCAGAAAGGAAAGCAUUUGCAAACUCCACUCCAUGCUGCUGCCCAGCAUUCUAGUACAGAGAUUGUAAAUUUACUCCUUGAAUUUGGGGCAGACAUAAAUGCCAAAAAUUCAGAUUUUGAGAGGCCUGUUGAUUUAGCUGCCCCAAGCAGUUUAGUGGAGGGAUUGCUGCUCUUCCAUGAAGCCACACCAUCUUCUCUUUGUCAGCUCUGCCGACUAUGUAUCCGGAAUUACUUAGGAAGAGCUAGACUGCAUCUUGUUCCACAACUCCAGCUGCCAACAAUACUUAAGAAUUUCUUACAGUACAGAUAACAUAGUAAUUAAUCGUU
Molecule: messenger RNA, 1052 nt
Organism: Cinclus cinclus
Lineage: Eukaryota; Metazoa; Chordata; Aves; Passeriformes; Cinclidae
Gene: ASB5
Product: ankyrin repeat and SOCS box containing 5
Exons: 7
Coding region: 184-1035 (283 amino acids)
Biological process (GO): intracellular signal transduction; positive regulation of protein catabolic process; protein ubiquitination
Molecular function (GO): protein binding
Source: RefSeq, a predicted model, not a curated record